AUGCCAACCUCCAUAGCGACGAGCUCCAUCCGCGUCCUGCACAACACCUGCUGCGCGCGCCCGGUGCCACGAGUGCGCGAGGCCACGCCGGACGACUUGACGCUCAUCUCGGCCGACCACUUGCAGCUCGUCGUCAACGCCGAGAUCUUCUUCGAGGCAGGCCCGCCGCUACGAGACUUCGAGCCGGCCAAGAUCACGUUCCACCACGCCGAGACGGAAUCCUCGCACACGCUCUACGCCUUCCUCAUCUUCCUCCGCUUCCGCUCCCUCGACGGCCUGUGGGACGCCCACGACAUCAGGGACCACUGGCGGCACCUGUCCAACCUCGUGUCUUUCAUGCGGCGGUACGAGGCCGUGACGCACCUCGACCUCCUCGUGGCGUACUUCACCGAACGGCUUGAGGGCGUGCACGUCCUGCCGCCAAACUACGUCGUGCUGGCGUUCCUCCUCGGCGGGCGGCUGGGCAGCGUGCCACUGUGCCAGGCGGCCAUCCACCGCACCUGGCUCCCACCGGCCAACGGCUUCGGGGGGCUAGGGCUGAGCCUCGACGAAGACGAGGACGCGGCGCACAGUCUCGUGCCUGGGUGCAUGCCGCGGUCGACAGAGGAGCUCAUUCCCGUGCUGUACCGCUGGGCGCUGAGGCGCUCGUGGGACAAGGCAGGUGGGAACCAGUACUGGUGGGGGGCGUACUUUGCAGGGAUGGUCAUUAAGGCGACGAAGAGGGUCUAG
This is a messenger RNA of Vanrija pseudolonga, 729 nucleotides long. RefSeq lists its product as uncharacterized. The coding region runs from base 1 to 729 and encodes 242 amino acids. Lineage: Eukaryota; Fungi; Basidiomycota; Tremellomycetes; Trichosporonales; Trichosporonaceae. The record is from RefSeq and is a predicted model, not a curated record. The transcript has 2 exons.